UAGGGAACAUUGCUCGGCAGAUCAAAUUGUUAGCCAUGAAUUCUAUCUGUGGAAUUAGUUUUUGUAUCCAUUGCUGUUUGGGCCUUCUACUUUCCACUGAAUUAUGUGGCGCAGAACAAUCUUAUGUUUGGCUUACUGGCGAUGAGAAUUUCAAUAUUUUUUCACUUGAUAUAAACCGGAGCAAUGAACAAGAGUUCUUUUGGAUAUUCAACACAACUAUUGGCAGGAGGAUCAAUGUAUCCAUAAAAGAGUUUGACUUCGAAAGAGGACAUGUUUUCAUUACAAUUGGUGAUGGGACUGAAAUAGAUGGAGGUAACGCAAAUUUUGACUCCACAUCAACUUACACUCAAGUAGCAAGAUUCAGUGGAUCAGAUCCACCAAGUUUAGUGACAUCAGUAAGCAAUGCAGCAUGGAUAAGAAUUACAGCCAGGCGAUUCUACUUGAAAAUGGAUUUUAAUAUAACCAUAUCGUCUACCAAAAUGUCAGAUAUAAUUGAAUUACAAGAGGGUGAUACGAUAUCGCUCAGAUCAAUGCCUAACCCGUCAAAUUACCCAAACAACGACUAUUAUCUAUGGGAUAUCCGAACACACAAAGGCUACGUCAUCGAAGUUAUUGUAAGAUCAUUCGACGUGGAAAACGGGCACGACCACGUGUACAUAGGUGAUGGCGUUGAUAGCUUUACAAACCAAGGAUUAAAAUGGCGAGACUGGACAGGAUUAUGGGUGAAUGAGGUCCUAGAAUCACAAGACUUCAUAUCAUCUACCAAUUCUAUCACCAUGAUCUUUACCACUGAUUAUAGCGCAACAAGAUCAGGAUUCUGGAUCCAGCUACGAGUCGCUAAGAAACCAGGUCCAAUAUCAGACGCCCUUAUGUUCAAGUGGGUAGCCAUUAUAUCAUCCAUUUUGCUCCUGGCCAUUCUUACCUGCGCGGUCCUAACAUAUAAACGACGGAAACAGACAACACGUAAUGGCACGGACACUACGGCCAAGUCAGACAGACUGCACAACAUGCAAGACGAAGAACCUACGGGAGAAAGAAUACAGGAAUCUUCCACUGACCCUGAUUCUCUUCCUGGUAGACCGUAUGAAACUAUCCCUGAAUACCUUCUAGCUCAAUCCCAUAGUCCUGUGACGGGACACUCUAAUUGUUCAGUAUCUGGUCCUGAUGAACGAGUAGAUGAGUUUGGAUACAUGAUUCCAGACAGAGACGACGGAGGAGAACUACCUGAUGAACAAUCACCAGUCAGUCGGGAUGGUUAUACAGAUAUCAAUCACACAUACUUGGAUACUACCCUUUCUAGUAGUCAGCAAGAAUAUCCUCACACCUACCAUAACUACGAAAGUUCUAUGAUGACGAUGAAAAGCUUCGGAGAGAAUGAUGAACAAUUGUCGAUUCUUUUUGUGCUACCAGAUUAG
Lytechinus variegatus (green sea urchin) is the source of this 1415-nucleotide messenger RNA. RefSeq lists its product as uncharacterized. NCBI's taxonomy places the organism in Eukaryota, Metazoa, Echinodermata, Echinoidea, Temnopleuroida, Toxopneustidae. The coding region runs from base 36 to 1415 and encodes 459 amino acids. The transcript has 6 exons. The record is from RefSeq and is a predicted model, not a curated record.